This is a messenger RNA of Miniopterus natalensis, 6852 nucleotides long. RefSeq names its product interleukin 6 cytokine family signal transducer (gene IL6ST). Gene Ontology annotation, cellular component: signaling receptor complex; membrane; external side of plasma membrane. Gene Ontology annotation, biological process: cytokine-mediated signaling pathway. NCBI's taxonomy places the organism in Eukaryota, Metazoa, Chordata, Mammalia, Chiroptera, Miniopteridae. The record is from RefSeq and is a predicted model, not a curated record. Gene Ontology annotation, molecular function: cytokine receptor activity; cytokine binding.
GCUCGCAGCCCCGCAGCGAGAGCGCCGUCUUCCCGCAGACGGGGUCGCACACUUCCUGCCGAUUUAGAGCCGUGUUUCCUAAGCUUCCUCUCCGGCUCCUGUAACCAGCCUACUGACGCCCACUGCGGCACACGUGCCACCUGACUGCACGGGCGUGGGAACCGGGCGCAGGCUGCUGACUGCGCUCCUGCUUGAGCAAAACCCCGUGUGAGAUGUCACUGCAGGCGUGGGUGGUGCAGGCCUUGCUGCUGCUACUCAGCGCGGGAUCCCUAGGUGAACUUCUGGAUCCGUGUGGUUACAUUGACCCCGAGUCUCCGGUUGUACAGCUCGGUUCCAAUUUCACUGCGGUCUGUGUGCUAACGGAGAAAUGCGUGGAUUACUUCCACGUCGAUGCCGACUACAUCUUCUGGAAGACAAACCAUGCCACGGUGCCUCCCGAGCAGUACACCGUCAUAAACAGAACAGCGUCCAGCGUCACACUCACAAACGUGUCCUCGCUGAGCAUGCAGCUCACCUGCAACGUCCGCACCUUCGGGCAGAUCGAUCAGAAUGUCUAUGGCAUCAGAAUCGUCUCAGGCUUGCCUCCAGAAAAGCCCAGGAAUCUGAGCUGCGUUGUGAACGAGGGGAAGAGAAUGACAUGCCAGUGGGACCCCGGGCGGGAACCGCACCUGGAGACGAACUUCACCCUGAAGUCCGAAUGGGCAACAGAGAAGUUUCCCGAUUGUAGAACGAAACGCGGCAGCCCUACCACCUGCACUGUCGACUACCUGCCUGUGUAUUUUGUCAACAUUGAAGUCUGGGUGGAAGCGGAGAACGCCCUUGGGAAGGUUGCCUCAGACCACGUCAACUUUGACCCUGUGGAUAGAGUGAAGCCCAAUCCACCACAUAAUUUAUCAGUCAGCAACUCAGAGGAGCUGUCCAGUAUCCUAAAGCUGACAUGGAUCAACUCAGGUAUUAACAGAUUCAUAGGACUGAAGUACGACAUUCAGUACAGGACCAGAGGCACCUCGGCCUGGAGCCAGAUUCCUCAGGAAGACACAGCCUCCACCCGGUACUCGUUCACCGUCCAGGACCUCCGGCCGUUCACGGAGUACGUGUUCCGGAUUCGCUGCAUGAAGGAGGACGGCAGGGGCUUCUGGAGCGACUGGAGCGAGGAGGCGAGCGGGACCACCUACGAGGACCGACCAUCCAAGGCGCCGAGUUUCUGGUAUAAGGUAGAGCCGUCCCCUACUCCUGGCUACAGAUCCGUGCGGCUCAUCUGGAAGACCUUGCCCCCUUUUGAAGCCAACGGGAAAAUCUUGGAUUAUGAAGUGACUCUUGCAAGGUGGAAGUCACCUGUACAGAACUACACCGUCCGGGACACACAGCUGACAGUGAACCUCACCAAUGACCGCCACAAAGCAACCCUCACGGCCAGAAACCUGGUCGGCACGUCAGACGCGGCUGUGUUAACCAUCCCCGCCUGUGACUUCCAAGCUACUCGCCCCGUAAGGGACCUUAAAGCGUUUCCCAAAGACAACAUGCUGUGGGUGGAGUGGGCUCCCCCCGAGGUGCCUGUGAACAAGUUCGUGCUUGAGUGGUGUGUGCUGUCGGACAAGGCGCCCUGCGUCCCGGACUGGCAGCAGGAGGAGGGCACCGUGCACCUCACCCACCUCACAGGGAACCUGGCCGAGAGCAAGUGUUACCUGAUCACCGUGACCCCAGUGUACAGCGACGGGCCAGGCAGCCCCGCGUCCAUCAAGGCCUACCUCAAGCAGGCCCCACCUUCCAAAGGACCCACUGUUCGGACAAAGAAAGUGUGGAAAAACGAAGCCGUCUUAGAGUGGGACCAGCUUCCUGUCGAUGUUCAGAAUGGGUUCAUCAGAAAUUACACAAUAUUUUACAAAACCAACAUUGGAAAUGAAACCGCCGUGAACGUGGACUCGUCCCACACGGAGUACACGCUGUCCUCGCUGAGCAGCGACACCCUGUACAUGGUGCGCAUGGCCGCGUACACGGACGAGGGCGGGAAGGACGGCCCCGAGUUCACCUUCACCACCCCCAAGUUUGCUCAAGGAGAAAUCGAAGCCAUCGUGGUGCCUGUCUGCCUGGCGUUCCUGUUGAUAACCCUCCUGGGGGUGCUGUUCUGCUUUAACAAGCGAGACCUAAUUAAGAAGCACAUCUGGCCCAAUGUCCCUGAUCCGUCCAAGAGCCACAUUGCCCAGUGGUCCCCGCACACGCCGCCUCGGCAUAACUUUAACUCGAAAGACCAGAUGUACUCGGAUGGCAACUUCACCGACGUGAGUGUCGUGGAGAUAGAAGCAAACGACAAGAAGGCCUUUCCGGAGGACCUGAAGGCCCUGGACCUGUUCCGGAAGGAGAAGACCAGCACCGAGGGCCACAGCAGCGGCAUUGGGGGCUCCUCCUGCAUGUCCUCCAGGCAGAGCCUGUCCAGCGGCGACGAGAGCGAGUCCGCGCAGAGCGCAGCCAGCGCGGUGCAGUACUCCACCGUGGUGCACAGCGGCUACCGGCACCAGGCGCCCUCCAUGCAGGUCUUCUCGCGCUCGGAGUCCACGCAGCCUCUGCUGGACUCCGAGGAGCGGCCCGAGGAGCUCCAGCUGGUGGACAGCGUGGACGGCGUUCUGCCCAGGCAGCCGUAUUUCAAGCAGAACUGCGGUCAGCAGGAACCCGGCUCAGACAGUGCGCAGUCGGAGAGGCCGUGGCCGGUCCCCGCCGGCGAGGAAGACGGCGCCAGACUCACGCAGCAGCUUUCGGGCCCCGUCACCCAGGCCUGCGGGUCGGGGCAGAUGCAGGUGUUUCAGGAGGUCCCUGCAGUAGAUGCUUUCGGUCCAGGGACUGAGGGGCUGGAAACGGUUGGGACGGAGGCUGUGCUCGAUGAAGGGCUGCCGAAAAGUUACCUGCCACAGACAGUGAGGCGGGGCGGCUACAUGCCCCAGUGAGGCCAGCUCCGCACUCGGCGGCGCCUGCCAUCUCCUAACAGGGUCUCCUCCGCGGCCAGAUGGAUGCAGUUUCCCCCGAGUGACCCUCUGCCCUUGGGAACUGGGAGUCCUGUCCUCCCACGUGGCCGUUUCCAUUCCAGAGACCGGAUUCCGUUCAAACACUACACAGACCACUUACCCACGAAUGGCCGCGAUGGCCGGUUCCGGGUGUUUGCACUGAAGACGAGCUGUUGCUUCCCACACACUUGUAAGGACACUUGUCUGGUCGUCUAGGGGACAGUAUUGAGUAAUGAGCAGAGGUAAACUUUGCACAGCGGCGCUGGGUUUAACUCGGAAGUCAUCAGAAAGGUGGCGGAGGGGGAGGUGGUAUGAGGGGUCAGGGACAAGGUCCAGACCCACUACCUCGGCUGGCAGAGUUUUAACCGCAGCCCCGGCGGCCAGACCAGACGAGCCGGACGUCUGUUCUCUGACCCAAAAAAAAGAGCCCGUGUGUAAUCACAGCAACAUACAGAACAUCUGCUCUCUUCCACUGGCGAUGCUUCUGCCGGUUUCCAGGGGAAGGAAUCCCAGAGUUUAAAAAAUACUGAUUUUUGAAUAUCCUGUCAUCAGUAAUCUAACUGGAUUUUCAGAACAGUGCCGCCCCUGUCAGCAGCCUCUCUGAAGGUGUCUCACGGAUUCAGAGGCCCCUGGAGCGAGGGCCACGCUGGCUUACGCAUUCGGACGUCCUCCCCCUGCACGGGCUUGAAUGCGAGCGUGUGGUGUGCGGACUGCUGGCCCUUCCUGUCAUCCAGUGUCCUCAGCUUCAGGUGGACUUCCCGUUCCUGCUCUGAGCUCAUGGUUAAGUGACCAGGAUGAAAUUCUCCUGUUUCUCUAGUAGCUGUUUCUCACAAACAUGGUCUGUGCUCAGAAAACAAACUCCCGCCCCACCUGCGCCUGUCGAUCUAGUGAACAUCCCGGUCUCCUCUGUGCACCCGCCGCCCCGCGGGGUGGAGCUCAGUUCCCCGCUGAUGCAGGAAUGUCAGCCCCUCCCCGUCCCCCUGGGGGUCAGGGCAGCAGGCCCCAGGGUCAGCGCUGACCCUCCGUCACCCUUACACCCUCUCCUGCCACCACAUUCGAUGACUCGGGCUAAAGGCGGGGGCCGAGUGGCCUCUCAGGGACUGUCAGGAACCUUACUGCCCUCCUGUGAAUGUGCAGAAAACAGGUUUUCUUCUUCUGUCCUUUGAGUUGCAGAGGCCAGGCCAACCUGAAACGGCGUCGGGGAGUUGAAGGGGCUGCUAAGGAGAGGGGUGCGUUCACGGUGGAGGCGCAUCCUCGCUUGGGGCUGUGCUCACAGUUGGCCGCGCCCCGUAUUCCCACCGCCUCAGCUCUGUCACGUGCCCGAGACAGCGGGGCCCCGUCCUGCCGCAGCCGGCGAGAGCCAUAGGGCGACAGGAGUGAGCGAGGAGAACUGGGCACGAGGGUCACAGGGACCCAGAGGCCCCGACUCACACGACCGCCGUUUAUUUAAGUUGGCGUCCGAGGCUGAGCCGGAGCAGGACUGGGUCUGUCCAGUGAAAUGUCUUUCAAGAAAUUUGUGUCUGUUACAUUUCUCAUUUCCUCGAGAGGCGUCGUCAUGUUGCUGCGGUCACUGUAGUGUAACUUCCCUGUGACCGAGGUGUUGGGGGAUGUAACCUGCUGGCCUGGACUCCGCGCGUGACUCGGCGCGUGAGAGGGAGGUGAGGAGCUGCGGGAGACGGGACGUCACCGGGCCGCGUCUCUGCUGAAACUCGCAGAGCGCGGUGCGGCCGGCGGACCCGCCCCGUCCGCGACAGUGGACGUACGGCUUCUGCGCAGAAACCCUUCAGAAGAUACGCGUCUGAUCACCAGCAUGAAACGCACACCUUUGCCCGGAAGGGAGACAAGCGGGACUAGUUUACGUGCAGAGUGAAUUCGUCGAGGCGCGUCCUGAGGACCUGUUUUGAUGCAUGUGAACUGUAUUCUGGUUACGUGACAGUCUACGUACAGGGUGUCCCCAAAAACGUACACACCACUAAAAGCUGACGGCUUAAUUGAUGGCUCUUUUCGGCCUUCGCCCAUUAGAAGUAAUAAUUCACAGUGCGUCUACAUUUUUUGGGACACCCCGUGUAAGUUAGUGGGUUGGUUAGUAUCCGGAAACUGAGUGACGUCGCGCUCGCACGUCCGAAAGCCUCUGGACGGCCGAGCCGCUGCUCCUGCGCAGCCGCCCUGAGAGCUGACGGACUGGCAUCGGCUCCGCCACAGGUCGUCGCUGCCAUCCGACCGUCAGCGCCGGCGCCAGGUCCUGCUCAUCCCGCAGAGGCGGAGUCUGCGCAACUGUUGGAAAGCUAGCUUCAAACCCAUUGAAAUCUGAAAAGUUAAGUCGUUUUUUUUUAAACGCGGGUCUGUCCCUCGAGAGCACGCUCGGCGUGAGGAGAGGCCCCGGCAGAACCGCCCGCUCUGCCCCGUCACUUAGUUUCCAGCGGAUCCCAGGGUGGGAGGUUCACACACAAGGUCAUCGGUGACCCCGCUCCUGAGGUUAAAGGUCAGCGAAGUUGAAACACUCGGUUUAUUCGUGAAAGGCCCCUUGAGUGACGCGUCUGACAGCUUUAUAGAGAAACCAGACAGGCUCCGGGAGACGUCUCGGCCUGAGGACGGCCUGCGGACCCGUGUGGCGCUCCCUGAGGCGCUCCCGUUAGCUGCACCAGGCGAAGCUUCGCCUUUCAGGGAUAAAGUCAAUCGCCUUAAUUUUAAGAAGUAUUGCUGAAAAUGCUAACCGUCCCAGAGCCUUGGGUGGGCGCGGCUUUGCUGGUGGAGGGUCCUGCCCGGAUAGUGAGGAACAUGGCGCCCGGGGCAGGGGCCGCGAAGGAAACGGUCAAACGAGGCAGGUCUCAGCCCCCUUCUGUUUGGUGUUGACGGGUUUCCGAGCCAGGCUCCCGUCUCAGUGUUGAAAUGGCUAAAAUGCAAACCAAGCAGCUCCCUACCUGAAAGGUUACGUGUUAGAAAUUUUGGGGAUGGCUUCCUGUGUGGGUCGUGUCAGAUCCCGCUGCCUGGGUAAGGUUGCUUUUAAAUGUUUUUUGCACUUUUCUGUGAAUCAAGAAUACAGAGCCACGGCAGCCAGGUGCCCAGGGUUGGCCCGAGACAGGGUGUCCUCCCAGGUUCCCAAGGAGGUGCUGACCCCCAGGCACCGCCGGGCGCCCCUGGUCCACAGCAGCUCCCUUCAGACUGUGAACAGUUCAGGUGGAGGGCAGGACGCUGCUCGGCCAAAUGUGCCUUUGGGAUUCAUGUUUUUCAUUUGCUGCUGGUGUGUGCACUAGCGUGUGGUCCCGGGUACACGGCGUUACCGCGAGAGGCAGCUCUGGGUGAGCUCUUGGCCGCUCGUUCCUAAAUUCUGGGAGUUUUGUAGCCAGGGUGGUUUAUCGGCAUUACCCAGUUUCUUCGAGUUGAGAGGUGGUGAUGAAGGUGGUUGAGGGCCAGUGGUGACAGGGUGUUCCCAGUCUUCUGUCCCUUACACAGCUUUGCUGAGUGAUAACCCCGUUUCCAACACUGUCACAAAUAAAACGGUGUCUUGAAAGGUCGUGUCUGAGUUCUUCAGUCUUGAUGUCCGUGUGUGUGGACAGUGCGCACAGGUGGGCAGCGGGCCAGCGCUGCAGUCCAGGGAUGGUAGGGCGUGUCCCCUGCGUCCUGGCUCCGUCCCUUCCCGGUCACUAGCUGCCUCAGCCCCACCUGGCCUGAUGUCAUCCGCAAGGCUUGUCCGGAGAGUUGUGUGUUUUCACCUUUGUAGCUCACUGCAUGUUCUAACUGUAACCACAGCUAUUGUUUUUAUGUUGACAUAACUCUAAACGUUACCGUAAAUGUACUCCUGUAUAUCGCGUAUAAUCCUUUAAGUAGGUUUAGGGAAUAAAUCCUUAUUCAGGUA